GGCCGGGAGCUGCGGGGCCGGUGCGAGGCUGCGGGGCCGCCGCCGCCGCCCAUGGAGCCCAACGGGACGGCGGCGGCGGGGGGCAACGCCUCGGCGGCGGCGGCGGCGGCGGCGGCGGGGGGCGGCGGUCCCCCCGGGGGAGGCCCCCUGCUCAUCCCGUCGGCCUUCGGGACGGUGCUGUCGGUGAUGUACGUGGCCGGGGUGGUGGGCAACGUCUACACGCUGGUGGUGAUGUGCCACUCGGCGCGCUGCGCGGCCCCCAUGUACAGCUCCAUCGUCAGCCUGGCCCUGGCCGACCUGCUCUACCUCUCCACCAUCCCCUUCAUCGUCUGCACCUACCUGGCCCAGGACUGGUACUUCGGGGACCUGGGGUGCCGCAUCCUGCUCAGCCUGGACCUGCUCACCAUGCACGCCAGCAUCUUCACCCUCACCCUCAUGUGCACCGAGCGCUACCUGGCCGUCACCCGGCCCCUGGACACCCUGAAGCGGUCGCGCGGCUACCGGAAGGUCACGGCGGGGGCCGUCUGGUCGGUCUCGCUGCUCCUUACCCUGCCCAUGAUGCUGAUGGUCACCCUGACCGAGGGGGGCAAGGCGGAGGGCAAGGUGAAGAGGAUGUGUGCGCCCACCUGGAGCGUGGAUGCCUACCGGACCUACCUGACGGUGCUCUUCAGCACCAGCAUCAUGGCCCCAGGAAUCAUCAUCGGCUUCCUCUACACGCGCCUGGCCAGGACCUACCUGGAGUCCCAGAGGAACCCCCCCCACAAGGAGAAGAGCAAGAGGUCCCCCCGGCAGAAGGUCCUCAUCAUGAUUUUCAGCAUCGUGCUGGUCUUCUGGGCCUGCUUCCUGCCGUUUUGGAUCUGGCAGCUGGUGCGACUCUACAGCAGCUCCCUGCAGCUCACCACCCAAACCCAAAAGUGCAUUAACUACCUGGUGACCUGCCUGACCUACAGCAACAGCUGCAUCAACCCCUUCCUCUACACCCUGCUCACCAAAAACUACCGGGAAUACCUGCGCAACAGGCACCGCAACUUCUACAGGUUCACAUCCUCCUUUCGCAAGAGGGGCUCCAACCUGCAGUGCUCCUGGGGACGGUCCACGUCCUCCAGCAACCAGUAUGACUACAGCUCGGAGGCCGUGGGCAUGGCCACGCUGAAGGACAAGUGAGGAAGAGGAAGCGCUCCGGAGACACCGGGACCAGCAGAGCGUCUGGCCAAGGGCUUCUCUCAUUCCAUUUGACCUCAUGUUCCAUCCCCAGAGGAAUUACAUCAAGACUGGAUCCCCAAUGCCAUGGUCUGGGUUGCAAGUAAAGGAGAUGGUGAUGGCAUAGCGAGUGCCCCAGUGAACCUUUUCUACCCGAUGAAGGUUCUCUGAUCCAGAGGUGAAAAAGGAAACCCGGCCUGUAAAGACAAAAUAUAUUUAAUCAGUGACAUGGAGUUUGCCACUUGGCUAUCAGCUCCCUGCACAGUUUUGCUGUUGUCUCAGUCCAACUGUUCCCUAGCUACCUGAGAGCCCAUAGGUCAGCAAAGACAAACUGUUAUGAGCUUAUGCUGCACUCUGACAGCUUUAUGUACUGUUUAAAACGUACGUUAAUCCUUUGUGCUACAAAGCUGGAGACAUAAUUCCACAAUAACUCAUAGUUUAUAAAAGGCAGGAGGAAGCCAAGAACAUCUGAAGCCAGUUCUUAGUUGCCUCAAUUAAAAAAAAAAAAAAAAAAAAAGAGAAAAAGAAAAAAAGGAAAAAAGCAACUCUAGUGACUGUCGGCAAAGUAUAUUGAUUUCCUCCCUGCUCCCCUUCUAGUCUGGGCUCUAAUUUUAGACCAAAGAAGGAGGAAGUACUACAAAGGUGGCCAAAAGUCUUCAGUGAAAAAACGCUCAGCAGGUUUACAAACAGCUGUGGCAGCUUAUCAGCAUUAUACCCAGUAUUUGCUAUAGCUUUUUGUGCGCAGUCUGAUCACUCACUGUUGAGCCAGGUUAGAAAGUUAGGUAUCAGUCAUAUACAAAUUAAUUUUCCUUAGAAGGAAUGACUCCAUCAAUGCAUUGGCUUGGAAAUUGUUUUAUAAAUGCAAGUGCUUACUCCUGUGCUUCAUCCUGUCCAAGCUUUGACCACCACCUUGCCUUAGGGUUCUCCAAGCCUUAAGUGGCAUCAAGGUGAAAUGCAGUUACUUUGAUAAUGACAGUGGAAAUAUAUUAGCAUCCCACUUGAUGAAACAGCAGAAUGGAGCUCUCUGCACUUUCACAUUAUUAAACUGUUCUGAGAAUGUAAAAGUUUGAUGUUGGCAUGUAACUCAGAACUGACGCAACUCUGUAGGACUGCUGAAGUUCUCCUGAGAAAGCUAGUAAUACUCAUGCACAACUGUUUUAUCCCAAUGGCAUGUGGUUUUCCUACUCAGGCUUUUUUUCCAUUGUUCAAGUUAGAUUAAAGUUUUUAAAGAGCUUAUCAUAGGGAACUCAUAUUGACAAUCUAACUCUGCCUGGGACUCAUUCACAAUCAGGCAAAAUGAAACACUUGGAUGCCUACUUAAAAUUUGAACAAGAUAAACUAUUCCAACCAUUACACAAUCUCCACCACAGAACUGGGCACCAGACACAUAGCUGGUUUUCUCUUCUAAAAGUGAUCCAAAAGAUCCAGAAGUUACUUUGCUUACAUACUCCUAAGCAGCACACAUGGGAGAUUUGAACAAAACUAGACUGGCCUUAUAGAGCUUGGUUUACUCACUUAUCUCUGAAGUCUAUUUAAGUAGCCUCUGUGUCCCUUGCAUGUUCAGUUGCAGUUCACAUUUAAUCUUUCAUAGUUCACAUAGUCUUUCAUAACUGCCAAGCAGAAGUCAUAUCAUACUCUUCUCUGCCUGUGGCUGCACAUCAAUAAUUGGUAAAGCUAUAUAUAAAGAAUAGAUUUGUUCGUAUGCACAGCUCAUUUACACCUUGGUGUCCUGCUUUUCUGGAUGAAAGACUAAAUGAAGGCAAUGCACUCCUAUCCUACGAGUGUUGCAAUGAACAGCGCUACCCUCAAGAAUUUCAUACAAAGUCCUGUGCCAUGAAAUUUUUUUCUUUUAAAUCUUAUUUCAACAUCAUUCACAUACUUUAUUAUCAAUCCCUCGCCUACCCGCCCAAAGCUUUGCCUUAAACUGAUUUUCAAGGUUUUUUGUUUGAUCUCUUAUUAGAAGUAGUAGUAAAUAGAGUUAGACAAGUUUCAGUGUAUUGUUUAAGGCAGUUAAACUGGAUUUUUUUGGCUAUACAGAAUGUCUUUUAAUUUCUUUCUUUAAUAAAUAUGUCUUCAUAUAUAUGGUAUCUUAUA
This is a messenger RNA of Harpia harpyja (harpy eagle), 3294 nucleotides long. RefSeq names its product urotensin-2 receptor-like. Lineage: Eukaryota; Metazoa; Chordata; Aves; Accipitriformes; Accipitridae. Gene Ontology annotation, molecular function: urotensin II receptor activity. The record is from RefSeq and is a predicted model, not a curated record. Gene Ontology annotation, biological process: blood vessel diameter maintenance; regulation of blood pressure; neuropeptide signaling pathway. Gene Ontology annotation, cellular component: membrane. The coding region runs from base 52 to 1164 and encodes 370 amino acids. The transcript has 2 exons.